AUGCAGAUCUUCGUGAAGACCCUGACGGGCAAGACCAUCACGCUGGAGGUGGAGAGCAGCGACACCAUCGACAACGUCAAGGCUAAGAUCCAGGACAAGGAGGGCAUCCCGCCCGACCAGCAGCGGCUCAUCUUCGCCGGCAAGCAGCUCGAGGACGGCCGCACCCUCGCCGACUACAACGUGCAGAAGGAGUCCACGCUGCACCUCGUGCUCCGCCUGCGCGGCGGCACCACCAUCAAGGUCAAGACGCUCACCGGCAAGGAGAUCGAGAUCGACAUCGAGCCCACGGACACGGUGGACAGGAUCAAGGAGCGCGUCGAGGAGAAGGAGGGCAUCCCGCCCGUGCAGCAGAGGCUCAUCUUCGGCGGCAAGCAGAUGGCCGAUGACAAGACGGCAAAGGACUACAAUAUUAGGGGCGGCGAUGUGCUCCAUCUCGUACUUGCCCUUAGGGGCGGAAUGCAGAUCUUCGUGAAGACCCUGACGGGCAAGACCAUCACGCUAGAUGUCGAGAGCAGAGACACUGUCAACAACGUCAAGGCCUGA
This is a messenger RNA of Lolium rigidum, 543 nucleotides long. Its product is annotated as ubiquitin-NEDD8-like protein RUB2. The record is from RefSeq and is a predicted model, not a curated record. Gene Ontology annotation, biological process: protein ubiquitination; modification-dependent protein catabolic process. NCBI's taxonomy places the organism in Eukaryota, Viridiplantae, Streptophyta, Magnoliopsida, Poales, Poaceae. Gene Ontology annotation, molecular function: ubiquitin protein ligase binding; protein tag activity. Bases 1 to 543 code for a protein of 180 amino acids. The transcript has 3 exons. Gene Ontology annotation, cellular component: cytoplasm; nucleus.